Molecule: messenger RNA, 371 nt
Organism: Populus euphratica (Euphrates poplar)
Lineage: Eukaryota; Viridiplantae; Streptophyta; Magnoliopsida; Malpighiales; Salicaceae
Product: GDSL esterase/lipase At5g18430-like
Exons: 2
Coding region: 20-307 (95 amino acids)
Source: RefSeq, a predicted model, not a curated record
AGCCUUUCAAGUUCAAGACAUGAAGUACUCUCUUGGAAAUCUUUAUGAGAUAGCUUAUGAGGUCAUUAAUGACCCACGAUCCGCCCGUUUCAAGGAGGCGCAAACAGCAUGCUGUGGGAAUGGAAGCUACAAUGCCGAAUCCCCAUGUAAUCUAGAUGCAAAGCUUUGUCCGGAUCGUCGAGAGUACGUAUUCUGGGAUGGAAUUCACCCAACUGAACGAGCAGCCAAAUUAGCAGCUCGGGCCCUCUUUGUUGGAGGAGCAAAAUAUGCAACACCUGUGAAUUUUAGUCAGUUGAUAGGGGAUUAAUAUCCUGAUACAACUAAUUAAUAAAAUGCAAUAAUAUGAGUUGUAUCAAUGAUGAAGAAGAUCG